Molecule: messenger RNA, 480 nt
Organism: Chaetomium globosum CBS 148.51
Lineage: Eukaryota; Fungi; Ascomycota; Sordariomycetes; Sordariales; Chaetomiaceae
Exons: 2
Coding region: 1-480 (159 amino acids)
Biological process (GO): mitochondrial transport; carnitine transmembrane transport
Cellular component (GO): mitochondrial envelope
Molecular function (GO): O-acyl-L-carnitine transmembrane transporter activity
Source: RefSeq, a predicted model, not a curated record
AUGACGGCCAUCACGGCGCCCUUCGAGCGCGUCAAGGUGAUCCUCCAAGUGCAGGGCCAAAAGAAGCUCGCACCCGGCGAAAAGCCCAAUCGGCGGCCACGCUGGCCCGCGACAGGCCCAGGCUCCGCCGCCUACUUCGCCGCCUACGAGUACAUCAAGCGCAUGCUCACCCCGCGCGACCCCGUCACCGGCGAGCCCAGCGGCAAGCUCAGCCUGCCGGCGGUCACCUGCGCGGGCGCCGCGGCGGGCGUGGCCAUGUGGAUUCCCGUGUUCCCGAUCGAUACGGUCAAGAGUCGGCUGCAGACGGCCGAGGGAAAUGUGACGAUUGGGGGGGUGGUCAGGGGGUUGUAUGCGAAGGGGGGGUACAAGGCGUUUUUCCCGGGCUUUGGGCCCGCGCUGGCAAGAGCGGUGCCGGCGAAUGCGGCGACGUUUUUGGGGGUCGAGUUGGCGCACCAGGCUAUGAAUAAGGCGUUUAACUGA